This is a messenger RNA of Lates calcarifer (barramundi perch), 1434 nucleotides long. Its product is annotated as B- and T-lymphocyte attenuator. Bases 136 to 1053 code for a protein of 305 amino acids. The record is from RefSeq and is a predicted model, not a curated record. The transcript has 7 exons. Gene Ontology annotation, molecular function: signaling receptor activity. Gene Ontology annotation, cellular component: plasma membrane. Gene Ontology annotation, biological process: immune response-regulating cell surface receptor signaling pathway. NCBI's taxonomy places the organism in Eukaryota, Metazoa, Chordata, Actinopteri, Centropomidae.
GUUAUCUGUGUUUCAGAUUGUGAACAUGAUGAGCCUAAUGGUUAGACAGCCAUACUCUUAUCUGAUGGUAUUUUACUUAUUUGUUCCCAUCUGUGGAAGAGGUCAAGGCAUGUAUCAAGAAUUACAGUCAAGAUAAUGGGUUUUACUUUCUGGGGACAAUACGCUGCGAUGGGGCAAAGCAUUGACUACUCGUUUCCUUCCUGUGAGGUUGGGCUGGCAGUCCGACGAGGAACGACAUGGAAAUGUGCCCCACAGCAAUCUCUGACAGUCAACUGUCCUGUUACACACUGUGGAAAACCACUAAGCAUCACCUGGUGUAAAUUAAUCAAUGUAAACAGCUGCGAACGGAUCAAUAAAACAGAGAAUAUAGAGAUAAGACAGCACAACAACUCAUCUGAGGAUAAACUGAUUUCAGAUUUAACUUUCAAAUUGAUUUCUGUUCAUGAUGAUGGCCUGUACAGAUGUGUUUUAAAUGGGUACAAAUACGAAAUCGGUCAUAUCAUCAACAUCUCAGUUUCAGACACACACGAGGGGGUUGAAAUAACGUACAAUACGGACAACACUGCAGUUGCAUCACUGAGUGCUACUGCUGCUGCUUCUGCUGGUGAUGCUGCUUCCAGUGAAGCCACGUCCUGGCUGCCCUACUUCUAUAUCUGUAUUACCAUAGUUCUUCUGGUUUUCACAUUAACAGUGCUUAUACUCCUGCAUUUUUAUGGCUGCGAAUAUAUACUGACCUUCAAGCCAACCAUGGGACAGGAAAUCUCCACUCACAUAAUACCCGACCUCCCCAGGAGGAGUGCUCCCACCACUCCUGUCCUACAAGCCCACUUCGUUCUGAAUGAUAUCUACUCCACAGGGACACCACUAUCACCGGCCGCAGUGAUUACCAGUGGGGAUCAGCCUUUGGCAAACACAGCUGAUGAAAGUCAAGGGUCUGACAGUGCAGGGUAUUCUGUCAUCAACCAUAAACAGUCUGGGAAUCCUGCCAGAAAUCAACAUGCUGUGACCAAACAAGAUAAAAACCCAGAAUAUGCCUCUAUCAGUGUUUCCUGAACAUUUUGAUUUAUCAUAGACACAUGGAUGGAAAAAUGUUCACAAGCACACAGUGGUGUACGAGUGGUGUCAUGGAACAAGCGAAGAGGUUACACCAUCAGCCACACUGUGGAACAUGUGUAUGGGGGAGGCUUGUGGUCAUGCAGCAUGCCAUCUUAAAUUGACCUGGCUACAGCAGAGCAGAAGGAGCUGUCUCUCAGCCUCACAUUUGCUCUAGCUGAGGCCGUUUUUUUUAUUAUUCAUCUCUUGUUAUUUUUCUUUUGUGAUUUUUCUCACCCUAGUCAAUCCAUUUACGUGACUUGGAAAACUUUUUUGACUUCUGUCAAAAACACUGUUGGACACAGCUUUGGCAGUUUGCAUAUACAAAAAACUACUCAGUGA